AUGCUCCAUUAUUUACAGACAGCCACCGCCAACUUGGCCAGGCUAUCAGCCCACAAGCCGAUCCACGUGACGCUAAUCACCUCCUUACUCGUUUCCAUUGCCUACCUCGCCGUGGUAGACGAGUACAUCCCUAGUCUGUUGGAGAACAACGGCUCCGUGAGCUAUUACCACCCCAAGGGCUCCAGCGAUUACCUGAAAUGGAUUCAAAUUGACGAUGUUGCCGCCUACCCGGACGCUGACGCUGUAUCUUUGGUGCCGUUGGUGUUCAGAAGAAAGCACAAUCACGUUUUGCCUAAUGUUCCAGAUACUAUUACUGGCGCCCACUACGAGAAGAUCUUAGUGGUGAAAAGUAAUGCAUUGGACUCGAAGUUGGGCAGCUUGACCAGGAUCACCGCGGACGGCGUCACAUGGAAGGCCCGUUCCCAUAAUAAGGUGGCACGUCUUUUAGAGCAUGGUAAGCUGGCCUACGAGAAGGUCUGCUUCUUGAUCAAGGGUGCCGAAACCUUCGACAUUGGCUUGAUCACCGUUGCAUACAUUGCCAUGGCCUACACAAUUAUCAAGGUGUUUAUCGAUUUGAAGCGCAAGGACUCGUCCCUCUGGUUGGGUUUCUCCAUCAUCAUCUCCUCCACAUUCGCAUUCAUCUUUGCCUUGGCUGUGACGACAAAAAUCUUUGAGACCAAGGUUUCCUUGCUCAGUAUGACUGAAGGUAUCCCCUUUUUAACUGCCAUUAUUGGCUUCAAACACAAAAUUUCCAUUGCCUCCGCCAUCAUCAGUCAGUCGACCUCCAACGUUGAUGUGAAGACCAUUGUCUCGUCUGCAAUUGCCAGCCAUACCACAAGCUUAUUAAGAGACCAUGUUACAGUCAUUAUUGCCUUGCUUCUGGCAUUGUUGUACGCCGCAUCUAUGGAAGGAUUGAGAAACUUCUGUUUGUUAAGCAGUACAAUCUUGGCAUUUGACUUGUUACUCACCUACACCUUCCUUUCUGCUGUCUUCGGAUUAAAGAUUGAAAUCAACAGAGCUCGCAGGACUCACGAUCUUCAAACUGCAUUGGAGGAAGAGGGCAUCUCUUCCUUCGUUGCGGCAUCGAUUGCCAACCGCUCUGCCAAGAAUGAGUACCCUAAGGGCGACUCCCGUACGACCGUCUUGUCUUUCAAAGUCAUGUUGCUUGGAAUCUUUUUUGCUUUCCACGGUUUGUGGUUGGGCAGCUCUUGGUUGUACGGCACCUCAAGUGAGCUCUUCAAUGAUACCACCUCGCUCUCUGAGAUCGCCGCCAAGCAAAUUCAAAUUGGUUCCAAGGGAACUGUUGUGUCUAUUCUCAAACCUCAGGUGUACGUUCCAAACGGCCUUCUUGUCACCUUCGAGGAUCUUCUUUCCACAAUUUUGACCACCAUCUCCAGUGCCAUCAAGGAUAGCUUGAUCUCCAAAUUUCUUUUAUUUGGCUUUGCUAUUUCCAUCUCAUUCAACGCCUACUUUUUGAAUGCCACGCGUUACCAGCGCAAUGCCACCAACAAAUUAGUUGAAAGAGAGAUGUCGAGACCUCAGCUCAGCUCUUUGGCCAAGCCUUCGAGAAAGUCCAAGAAACUGAAGAAGAAGAAGGCCCCUACUUACGACACGGAUGACAGUUCUUCCAACGAUGGUGCCCUCACGUUCAAUGCAUCUGUUAAGCAAUUGCCUCUUGAAGAAUGUAUCAAGCAAUUUUCGGAAGGCAAGGUCAGAGAGUUGAACAACGACGAGGUUUCAUCCUUGGUUGUCUCAGGUAAAUUACCCCUUUAUGCUUUGGAAAAACAGUUAGGUGACAACCUUCGUGCUGUUGUUGUUCGUCGUAAGGCCAUCGCUAAGCUCGCCAAUGCCCCAGUGCUUGACACUGAAAGACUUCCAUAUGCCCACUACGACUAUGAUCGUGUGUUCGGCGCUUGUUGUGAAAAUGUCAUUGGUUAUAUGCCAUUGCCAGUUGGUGUUGCCGGUCCAUUGAUCAUUGAUGGUACCCCAUACCACAUUCCUAUGGCUACUACCGAAGGUUGUUUGGUUGCUUCUACUAUGCGUGGUUGCAAGGCCAUUAACUCUGGUGGUGGUGUUCAGACUAUCUUGACCCAAGACGGUAUGACCAGAGGUCCAUGUGUCUCCUUCCCAUCUUUGGCUAGAGCUGGUGCUUGUAAGCUUUGGUUGGACUCUGAAGAUGGUCAGAGAUCUAUCAAGAAAGCUUUUAACUCCACCUCCAGAUUUGCCCGUUUGCAACAUGUCAAGACCGCUAUUGCUGGAACUUUGCUCUUCAUUCGUUUCAAGACCACCACUGGUGACGCCAUGGGUAUGAACAUGAUCUCUAAAGGUGUUGAACACUCUCUCAGGUUCAUGACGGAGGAGUGCGGUUUUGAUGAUAUGUCUGUUAUUGCCGUCUCUGGUAACUAUUGUACGGACAAGAAGCCUGCUGCGAUCAACUGGAUCGAGGGUAGAGGUAAGUCUGUUGUUGCUGAGGCAAGAAUUCCUAAAGAUGUUGUGCAGAAGGUUUUGAAGUCUGACGUUGACGCGUUGGUCGAAUUGAAUGUCAGCAAGAACUUGGUUGGUUCUGCCAUGGCUGGCUCUGUUGGUGGUUUCAAUGCCCACGCUGCUAAUUUGGUCACUGCUGUCUACUUAGCAUGUGGUCAAGACCCAGCACAAAAUGUGGAGUCUUCCAACUGUAUCACUCUCAUGAACAAGGUCGGAGACGAUCUUCAAAUUUCCGUUUCUAUGCCCUCGAUCGAGGUCGGAACCAUCGGUGGUGGUACCAUCUUGGAGGCCCAAGGUUCCAUGUUGGACUUGUUGGGUGUCCGUGGUCCUCACCCUGAAAACCCUGGUGACAACUCCAGACGUCUUGCCUGUAUUAUUGCAUCCGCUGUGUUGGCUGCUGAACUUUCUCUCUGUUCUGCUUUGGCAGCCGGCCACUUGGUUCAGUCCCAUAUGCAACACAACAGAAGCAAAGCUCCUGGCUCUGCCGAUGCAGCCGCUACAAAGCCCGUGGCCAAUGGUACUACUAACGGUCAAGACUUGAAGCGUCUCAAGGAGGGAUCUGUUAAUUGCAUCAAAUCAUAG
Candidozyma duobushaemuli is the source of this 3066-nucleotide messenger RNA. RefSeq names its product hydroxymethylglutaryl-CoA reductase (NADPH) (gene HMG1). Gene Ontology annotation, biological process: isoprenoid biosynthetic process; ergosterol biosynthetic process; coenzyme A metabolic process. The coding region runs from base 1 to 3066 and encodes 1021 amino acids. Gene Ontology annotation, molecular function: hydroxymethylglutaryl-CoA reductase (NADPH) activity; protein binding. The transcript has a single exon. NCBI's taxonomy places the organism in Eukaryota, Fungi, Ascomycota, Pichiomycetes, Serinales, Metschnikowiaceae. The record is from RefSeq and is a predicted model, not a curated record. Gene Ontology annotation, cellular component: endoplasmic reticulum membrane; peroxisomal membrane.